CCCAAUUUUACAGAAAAUCAGACAUGAUACACUGUGACAGCAUUUGGAAAUAAACUUUGGCAAUAAGAUGGAAGCAUAAAUCUCAAGACUUUAAACCAAAACAGAAAUGGCUCGUGAGUAUUGAAACAAGAGAUCGAAGAGCCUCCAACACUUCCGUGUGAGCAGUGGAAAAGGAACAACUACCAUGGUAACACUAAUAACAGAAAAGCUGCAGAACCAGAGCUUGGAUGAUCUGACGUGUAAAACGUACAAUAUUAAUCUGUACUCGUCUGAGAAGCUGAAUAAAAGUGGCAGCUUGUUCCCUUUCGACAUCAACGAAGAGAGUCCUUGGAAAGCUUUAAAUGGGGGUUGCCCAAUCCAGACUGACACAACAAGGAAUUCAGCUUACUCUUUCUCAGUGUGCCCGUUCAGCACCAGCACGGCCAGCAAUGGUAGUCUGCAGUGGGAGGACCUUAACGAAAACUCGGGUCAGCCCUUGGCACCGCCAACGAAACGCCACUGUAGGUCCCUCUCUGAACCAGAUGAGCUGUCUCGCUGUCGGUCACCGUGGAAGCCUGGCAAUUCAAAGGUUUGGACUCCUGUGUCAAAGAGACGGUGUAAUAGUGGUGGCAGCGCUACUUUGCAACGCUGCAACAGUCAUGGAAGUGCAACCUUACAGAGAAGCACAAGUAUCAGUCUGCCACAAAACAUACUGUCGCUAAAUAAUGUCUUCACGGUCACCAGCUUCAACACAUCGCCAGUACCCAGACCUUCCUCUGCCAGCAGCGGGUUUGUGGACAGCAGCGAGGGCAGCACAAGCUCGAGUACCCGCUGGAAUUCUGGAGGCCCUUGUGACUUUAACCCAAGGCGCCGCCUCUCCCUCUCCCAGGAGCACAUCACUGAGACGGGAAAUCUCUUGCCUUCAGCCAACAGCACUCCCACCUCCACACCCGAGCUCAGCCGGCGUCAGGGCCUGUUGCGGUGCCGCUCGCAGCCUUGCGUUCUGAAUGAAAAGAAAAGCCGGCUAAAGCGCAGACGGGAGGAGGAUGUACGAUGGAACAGACCAUCAUUAGACUUUUUUAAAAUGACACGGACUUUAAAAAAUUCCAAAAGUCUUUGCUCCCUUGACUAUGAAGAUGAUGAUGAUGACACACAAAUGAAGACGAUUGUGUCAUCCCCAUGUGACUCAAAUGAUCUUAUGAACAUCAUCACCCCUGGUUCCAGUCCGAUGAAAGAACAGCUGGAUGAAGUCAGGCAUCAUGGGUCAUGCCAAGGUAGCUUCCAAACAAGGGAUUAUAAGAAAGCAGCUGCAGUAUGUGAAAGCGAUGAGGACACAAGCGAUUGUGAGAGCACCGAAGAAGGCAUCUUUCCUCUAGACUGUGGGGACUUGGACCUAGAGCAGAUUGAAAACAACUGAGACUCCAAGUUGUGUGCUAGAGUCAGAGUUGUUCUAAAUUAAAAUGAUAGAGGAUUACCUUUGCCAUGCAUAAUCCACGUCCCUGAAUCUCUGUAUUGCCUGUCUUGGGCCUGUGUUAGAAGAAAUGUUUCAGGUGGGGGAAAAACGUGAACCAUUGUUACUUGUUUAGUCUAUUGAUCAAUAUGUGGAUGACAACAAAAAAGUAGGAGGUUAAAUGUUAUUUUGAACAUUAAGGAAUAAUUUUGAUUAAAAAUUUCCUAACAGAUAUUUUGCAUUUUUAUGGCUUUUACAGUUCUGGAGAAAAAGCAUCUCUAUUUUGAAAUGAAUUUUCAGAAGGGCAUUCUAUAAAACUAAAUCUGUCUACAGUGAUUCUGGUGCGGGUAUAUGUUGCUUUUGUUAAAGAGCUUAAUGUGAAAAGUGAACUGCAUAACAAAAUUGGUAAUGAACCUUCAGAUAGAACUCCUAAGUAUCUGGUUGACAACUGGUCCAAAAUACUUAACUGCCAUCUUCGACAGUGUCUGGUUAAAAACACUUCAUAACAUGUACAAAUGUUCUUUUCAUACGUUCAGGACUUUUUGAUCAAAGUAUGGUAGUGACCUUAAAGGUUAACAUUUUCCAUUAUUUUACUACUUGAAUUGUUUUCUAGCCUGAAGCAAUGCUAAUUUAGGUGGGAUAAAACUGCAAGUAACUGCCCACCUACUUGGUCAUUAUGUUUUCUGUGGUUCAAAAGAAUGUACAAGAGCACUUGAACUUUUAGACAGGGACUUUGUAAUGAUCAAUUCCCCAGGAGGUGAUCCCUUCAGCAAUACUAGAAGGAAAAUAGUCCUUGAAUUAAAUAAAAUGACAUUUUGCUUUGCA
This is a messenger RNA of Opisthocomus hoazin, 2254 nucleotides long. The record is from RefSeq and is a predicted model, not a curated record. Lineage: Eukaryota; Metazoa; Chordata; Aves; Opisthocomiformes; Opisthocomidae.